CGGAAACGUAGCGUCGCCUCUCCUCGAAGAUUCUUGAGGAUCUGUUCAAGGAUCUGGUGUCUCCAUUCUAAUGCAGUCUGAGGAGGAGAAAAGAGCAGUAUGUGUGAUUACUAAGAAGUCAUCUGUAUUCAAGCUACAUAGGAUCUCUUAGAGUGGAGCCUUAGAUUAUUAAAGAUUUCUUUAGUGUGAGUCCCCUCCUCCCGUCUGGCAUCAUGACGUCCUCAAUGCUCCGACGACAACUGAAAAACCUGGUCCAGAACUACUCUGAGGCCGAGGUCAAGGUAAGAGAAGCGACCUCCAAUGACCCCUGGGGCCCAUCCAGCUCCCAGAUGGCAGAUAUUUCAGACCUGACGUACAAUGUAGUUGCCUGUAAUGAGAUCAUGACCAUGCUCUGGAAACGACUGAAAGACGACAGAAACUGGAGGCACAUUCACAAGUCCUUGACCCUCCUUGAAUACCUGCUGAAGACUGGUGAUGAACGCGUGCUUCUGAAAAUGAAAGACAAUAUCUACAUCGUUAAAGCACUAACAGAAUACCGCUUCUCUGAUAAGGAUGGCAAAGAUCAGGGAGUGAAUGUUCGAGAAAAAGCCAAAGUUGUUCUAGUUCUUAUGGAGGAUGAUGAAAAACUAAAGGAGGAGCGAGACUUUGCCUUCAAAACCAGAGAGAAGACCUCUAAAGGAGCAGCAGCUUCUUCAUCAGAUACUGUAAAAGAUCCUAACUAUAAGCCCUGCUACGUGCCCGGAGCCUCUGGACUUCCCUCUUUGGACAACAUCCCGUCAGUGGCAGAUCUGGCAGCUUCGUUUGCAGCUCGUAAAGAAGAGAGACUAAAACAGGAGGCUGAGAAGAAGGAGGCAGAGAGGAGGGCUAAGUUGUCUGAAGACGAGCUGCAGUGGGAGGACGCGGGCAAAAGCUCUGGAGUGAAGAACGACGUGUGGGGAGAACAGAAAUCUGAGGAGGAAUUAGACGAAUGGGGCGCUCCCAAACAACCCAAAGAGGCAGAGGGUCCAUGGGGUACUCCCAACCGACCGGAGACCACCGAUACAGAGAUGGAAGAGGGCGCAGAUGCCUGGGGAGCACCUAAAAAUGGAGAAGAGCCUUUUGUAGAGGGCGAGGAUCCCUUUGGUGCUCCAGAAGUGGUUAAAUUCACAGAGGAGGACAGCGAAGACCCAUUCCAAGCCCCUAAAGACAAAUCUCCGGAGGGUAAACCUGAAUCUUUCCCUGUAUCUGAAGAGGACCCAUUCACCUCGAAAACAGAUGAUCCAUUUAGCACGCCCAAAGAUGACCCGUUUGCAACAGAUAAAGAAGAUCCAUUCAACACGCCCAAAGAGACUGAGGAUCCCUUCGGGGCACCCAAGGACGAUCCGUUUACGUCAUCAAAAAGCGACCCGUUUAACACCCCAAAAGAUGACCCCUUCUCCUCUAAAUCAGACGAUCCAUUUGGAGCGCCUAAAGAUGACCCGUUCAACGCACCCAAAGAGGACCCCUUUAAACCAGAGGCUGAGGAUCCCUUCGGUGCACCCAAGGAUGACCUUACAUCAUCAAAAAGUGACCCGUUCGAUACCUCAAAAGAGGAUCCAUUUGGGGCGCCUAAGGAUGACCCUUUCACCGCAGCUAAAGAGGGACCAAAGUCACCUCCUCCUAAAGACGACCCUUUUGCAGCACCGUCCAAACCUGCGGAGGACCCGUUUGGUGCACCCACGAGCCCCGUAGGAGAUGCAUUUAGACCUCCGACCUCCCCACCCAAAGAUGACCCCUUCAGCACAGCCGCGGGCGACCCAUUUGCAGCACCAACCACCCCCCCAAAAGAAGACCCUUUCUCUGCCCCGUCCAAACCAUCAGAACCAUCUGACCCCUUCGCCUCCCCCACCUCCCCCGUUAAAGCUCACCCAUUCACAGCACCCACAUCCCCUCCUAAAGAUGACCCAUUCACAGCACCCACAUCCCCUCCUAAAGAUGACCCAUUUACAGCACCCACAUCCCCUCCUAAAGAUGACCCAUUUACAGCACCCACAUCCCCUCCUAAAGACCUAGCCGUGGAUCCUUUCAGUGCCCCCUCACCCCCGCAAAGUGCAAACACCUGGGGGGACCUGGCCAGCCCUCCACCCUCCUCUGUGGCAGAUGCCUGGGGAGCUACGUCACCAUCACAGGAGACCAAAGCUCCAGACCCCUGGGGAGAUGGGCUAAGUGCCAAGUCCCCAGUGGACAAUUCAGAUCCAUUUGGAGACACCUCCAAACCAGACAAUGAUCCGUGGGGAGCACCAGCCUCAGCUCCAGUGAACACAGACGAUGCGUGGGGUGCCCCUGCCCCUGACUCCCUCUCCUCUCCCUCUGACCCUUUUGGAUCUAAAGGGGACCCCUGGGGUGCUCCCAGCAGCACCAGCCAAGGCACAGGAUGGCGAUCGGAUAAAGAUUUGGAGAUGUUUAAAAAGACUACUGCAUUUCUGGGUUCGGCCGGGGCUUCACUGGUCGACUUGGAUGACUUAUUUUGCUCUACACCCCCACCCAAACAUGGCGCCGCUGCUGUUGCCAAGGCAGCAGUCGCCUGGCAACCUAAAGCCACUGGCGCUUUGAACGCACCUUUACCGACGCCCUACCACCAAACAUCCUAUUUACCUGCCGGACAAAUUGGCUCCACUCCUUCGUACUCACCUUUUGGAGUUCCAAGUCAAUCCACUACGCCGUCCUUAUUCCAAAUGGAGACUGGGUCAAGUUUUGGGUCAAAGUUCACAGUUCAGAGUUCACCGGGUCAAACGCAAGGCUUGUCGUUGAGUCCACAGACAGUAUUUGAGGUGCAAUCGACCCAGCAAGAAUCUCUUUUUGGGGACUUAGUGGGUCUAGCAGGAUUUGGGCAAACAAACGCCGCUCCACCAAUGCAAAGUGGAGUUUCCAAUCAGAUAUUUUCAAACAGUAUAAAUGAAACAAAUAAUAAUUAUAACCCGUUUCUCUUAUAGAAGGGUAAGGCAAUGUCAAAGUCGUAUUUAAAAGGUUACAGUGGUAUACAUGCACACUCUAAAUUUGCUUAUUUUAUCACAUUUUUGUAGUUGUAAGAUUAUUAAAAUGACAUGUUAACGGCAAAGUCAUCACAUUUCUCACUUAUAUUUGUCGAUUUGGUAGUUUACAUGCCAUUUAAAUAAUCUUAAAUGUUCAUAAAUCAGAUUAUAAUCGGAUUUUGGUGUGCAUGUGAACAUAACCAGUCAGGAAGUUGUAAUGGGGCUUUUCUUAAAUUGUUUUCAUGAGUUUCAAAUCUAAUAGAGGUUGGGGUCAGACAUAAUAAAUGAUGUAGGUUUUGUAGGAAAUCUGACAUGUUUGUUGUAAUAAAUGUAAGUUUUAGUCGAGGAGUUUGCAUUUAAAAAUCUCAAUUACUGACGAGCUGACAAGAUUUAAAGCAUUUUUAAUACAUUUCAUAAUUUAUCUAAAAAAGAGAGAAAAUUAUGGAUACAUUGACUAAAAUAUAGAAGACAAUUUAUGAAAAGCCUGAUUUUAUGCUGAAAUGUCAUUAAACUAGAAAAAAAUUACUUAAUUUCAUGAAAACAAUGAGUUAAACCUGUCGUGAAACCCCUCCUUUUCAGAUGCAAUUCACAGUACGUGCAUUACCAGUUCAAACUUUAUUUGCACUUGUGAUGACUGACCAUGUGUUGUAGCCUCCAGUCUGUGUCCUGUCUCACGCACAAGUCUCAGAGACAGAGACAGAGCAGGGGUUUGUGGGAAUCAUACAUUAUAUUACACUGUUAACCACGUGUGACCAGUGAAGAAUGAGAAUUUAAUUAAGAUAAAUAGGAAACUGAAAUAUUAGAAAUCAGGGCUUGACUUAAACACCAGCCAAGACUACUUCAAAAUUCAAUUACUGUAUAUUUCAGACUUUAAGUCACACUUUUUUUUCAUGGUCUGGGUGGUCCUGCAACUUAUAUAUAAAAAUGUAUAUCUUAAAAUGUUCAGACUGACAGCCGCGAGAGGGCGCUCUAGGCUUGUGUGUCAGUACUACUAUUACUCCUGUACCACUGUCACUUUGCACUCUACUGCGCAUGCCUCCUGUCGUAAAAUCUAUGGUUUAUCUCCGGAGGUCACGCAGAAGUGACACAGAGGAUGAAGAAUUCAAUGGAUUUAGUGAUUUGGAGUGAGAUGGAGAGUUUGGUAAACUUAUGUUCUGUUGUUUAUGCUAUAGUUAUCUGAAGAACUGUUCAUAUGUGACGUUAACAUAUUAACGCCUAUUCAGCCUGUUGUUCUCUGUUCUAUUGUUAUUACUAGAACUUAACCUUUCAAGAAGAAAUGUCGGUUCCUGGUCUCUGAUGUUAUAAAAUGCAUUUCCUCAAAAAGUGCAACUUAUAGUCUGAAAAAUAUGGUACAAUAUUUAGAUUUUGCAAAGAUGCAGCUAUAACCGAAACAUGUCAGGAUUUAUUCAUCUUACUCACAAAUUCAAAUGAAACUAUUAAAUUAUGAACUAAAACGCUAUUGUGGCCUGUAAGUAUAAGAGUUUAGAAUAAAGGUGCACUGUGUAACUUUUCUGGUAGAGCGUCCACCACCUGCCAUCCACCUUUCUCCAUGGAUAUGUUAUUGUGUUUUCCAGGUAUUUUCCACAGUAUGGCAUUUAAUGUAACUCUCCAUGGCAGUCACAUAACCAGGUCAAGUUACAGGUCAGAUCUGCGGAGAAGCGGGCCCGCUCACAGCAAGAAUCCACGGUUUCGUGGUAGUUUUGAGAAAUAAAAACUCCUGUAAUGGGAUAAAUGCAGAUAGAUUUGUUUAAUGCCAUACUGUGCAGCGUCCCAGGCAAAGCAAUGGAGACAAGCAGGUGGCCCUCUACCACAAAAGUUACACAG
Messenger RNA from Boleophthalmus pectinirostris (great blue-spotted mudskipper), 4814 nucleotides. Its product is annotated as epsin-1-like. Gene Ontology annotation, biological process: endocytosis. Gene Ontology annotation, molecular function: phospholipid binding; clathrin binding. NCBI's taxonomy places the organism in Eukaryota, Metazoa, Chordata, Actinopteri, Gobiiformes, Gobiidae. The record is from RefSeq and is a predicted model, not a curated record. Gene Ontology annotation, cellular component: clathrin vesicle coat; endosome; plasma membrane.